Guillardia theta CCMP2712 is the source of this 546-nucleotide messenger RNA. RefSeq lists its product as hypothetical. Lineage: Eukaryota; Cryptophyceae; Pyrenomonadales; Geminigeraceae. The record is from RefSeq and is a predicted model, not a curated record. The transcript is spliced from 9 exons. The coding region runs from base 1 to 546 and encodes 181 amino acids.
AUGCAGACCGUUCACUCCUGCAUCGCAUGCAAGCACUUCAAAAAUGACUCAUUCCUCAGCGUAUGUGACAGGGGCAUCAACAGGAGGGUGGCCGGGAGGCAGACCAACUUCGGGAUGGUGUCACGUGAUAUAGGGAUGAGGCAGUGGCACCAAAAGGAGAUGGUGCGGCUGGAGCUCCGCCGGAACAAGAUAGCGUGCCAGGACAGCGACGGGCUGUCCCUACAAAUCCCCUAUAGACCGCUGACCGGGGGGUCCACGUACGGCAUCCCCCUUCCCUACUUGUGGGUCUACACGCAGCCUUCCAGGUUCGAGGAUCGACCCCUUGCUCUGGAGCAGUGGAACGGAAAGAUGCGGUUGGAGACCAGCGAUCUCCCCAAGAUCUCGCCUCCCAGGACGAUCGAACAGUACUGCCAAUCUCGGAGGUCGCGUGGUGGACCCCCGGGGAACACCCCUCAGGUGCAGCCUGAGCUGAUUGCUGUGCCAAAGAACUCAAAGUUUCCUGCAAUCAACAUGAAUGUCUCGGAGGGCCUUUACCGUGUUGCUUGA